Molecule: messenger RNA, 985 nt
Organism: Aricia agestis (brown argus)
Lineage: Eukaryota; Metazoa; Arthropoda; Insecta; Lepidoptera; Lycaenidae
Product: sodium channel protein Nach-like
Exons: 9
Coding region: 17-985 (322 amino acids)
Biological process (GO): sodium ion transmembrane transport
Cellular component (GO): membrane
Molecular function (GO): ligand-gated sodium channel activity
Source: RefSeq, a predicted model, not a curated record
CUUCAAUGCGGUGUCGAUGAGGGAGACGACGAACAUUUUCAAGAUACUGAGCAGCUACAACCGCUCUCAACAAGAGAUCUCGCAAUUCUUCGCCGGCCUCCCCGCUCUUCGGUUCUUUACACUGAGACAAGACGUGGCAAGCCUCACCGACAUGUUGAAUAUUCUAAAACGACAUUACUACUCUGUGGACACUAUUAUGGAGGAGGUGCAUCAACCCUGCGAGCGUCUGCUGCUGUACUGCUCGUUCAAUCGCAAACGCAAACGCUGCGUCGACGUGUUUUCGCUCAUCAAGACGUACGAGGGACACUGCUGCACCUUCAACUACGCCGCGCUCAACGAUGAUAGAGACUUUCUACUCACUGACAACAGUGACAUCGAGUUCUACGUGGACCCGAGCGCGGAGUACGAGCAGACCAACAUCAUCUCCACCUCGCAGUCCGGACGGGGUUCGGGUCUGAGUGUCGUGUUCGACGUAGAACCAGAAGACUACCCGCCCUGGUCUCCUCUAUUUUCUUACGGAGCAAAGAUCCUUCUAUCGGACCCCAACGACUACCCCGAGACCACCGUCUUGUACAAGUACGCGCUGCCCGGCAAGUCCCUCGACAUCAAGGUGGAGCCGCGGAUCUUCCAGUGCGACGACGAGAUCCGACGAGUGCCGGCCGCCAAGCGCGGCUGCUGGUUCCAUGAUGAGGUGCUGCUGGAGCAUACUAACAGGUAUAGUUUCGAGACGUGCAACACGGAGUGUAAGAUGCAGCAGUACGAGGAUACUUGCGGCUGCAUACCCUAUAAGUACCCCAGCGAAAAGCUAUAUCCAGUAUGCGAGUUCAAAGAUUUGGAGUGCUUGAGUGAUUUUAGAGCUUAUGGUGUGGGCAACGCCAGCGUAUGCUCGCCGCCAUGCUUCAUGGAGUGUCGUGACAAGAAGUACUCCGUCACCAGCGACGUCAUGCCGCUCGUCACCGACCUCUACCCUGGAAAUGUCACGUGA